Molecule: messenger RNA, 6437 nt
Organism: Acanthopagrus latus (yellowfin seabream)
Lineage: Eukaryota; Metazoa; Chordata; Actinopteri; Spariformes; Sparidae
Gene: sgpl1
Product: sphingosine-1-phosphate lyase 1
Exons: 14
Coding region: 2246-3943 (565 amino acids)
Biological process (GO): carboxylic acid metabolic process; sphingolipid catabolic process
Cellular component (GO): endoplasmic reticulum
Molecular function (GO): pyridoxal phosphate binding; sphinganine-1-phosphate aldolase activity
Source: RefSeq, a predicted model, not a curated record
AUGAGGAGAAGAGUUGUUUAUCAAUAGUGAAGAGAGCUAAUGAGCCGACUUGUUUUGCUCUCAGGGAUGCUCCAAGUCCACAAACAGUGUGUCUGACAGUGACUCUCGUUAUUAAAGCCUUGUGUUACAAAUAAAUGGCGUGUUUUCAAACAAACAUUCAACUUACAUCAAUACCAUGGCCCCUGAUAUGAGACACUUUACAUGAAAUGAGCCUUAGUAUGUUUUCAUACACAUAAUAAGACAGUAAAGAAAGUGUGUAUAGAUUCCUGUUAUGCUACCAUUAAGUCAAAACCUGCUUUUGUCUUUGACGAGGUGCCUGCUGUGUGCUCGAGCCCCCUUCCCAUUGUUUACUGUAGCACCCACUGUUCAAAAUUAGAGAUCCUGUUCUGUCCAACAUAAAGCUGCAGGAAGUUUUAAACAAAGCACUACUCUUAGUCCGGCCGCUAGAGAGCUGUUGAGAUUUGUGGGAUUUUCCUUAAAGGAGCAGAAUCAAGUUUUGCUGAUAGCAGACAUCAGGCAGAGGAGCCAGCACUAGAGGGCAGCUGCAUGUCUGACAAUAUAUAGAUCUGCUGUCAAUGCAGAAUCACUCUCCAAACGGUGUCUGUCACAGUCUGGACUCCCUCAGGUCAAAUUCAGGAAGAGAAAGAAGAAGUGACUCUUAACAGCUUGAUUUUGAUUUUGGGCCUAAAUGUCAGCUCAUGUCAGGGAUGUCCUCUCUGAGGACAACAUCCCACAGCUGUAAUUAUCCCCCUCUUGAAUGAUUUCUGGAUCUGUAUUUGACAACAAGUCACGGUGAUGUCGUGCGUGCGCUCAUAGUGUGUUUUCCCUUGAUGUAUCCAGGAGCAGCCGACACACACGCCCCAGUACAUUUCCAUGAGAACAUGACCUCCCCUCAGAGACAACAAAAGCUCUCCUUACAGAAUAGUCAAAUGCUGAAUAAAGGGGAGCAAAGGAAUGGGCGUCCACUGCUCGACAAUGAGUCGGACAAUGCUGCUAGUCUCCAAGUCUUUGUGUGAAGUCUGUAUAAGUUUUCCUGAGGCAGCGUUACAACUGAAUGGUUUGGAAGAAGUGUGGGUGGACAGAAAAUGUGUUGGAUAACCGAAAGAGGCCUGUAUCUUGGCCUUUGCACACAUGUUAGAUAACACAAUUUAAUCUUGUCUUUAUGACCAAUACGUGGCACAGUCGCUGAUAGGCUUUACACCUUUACUCUACAUUUAGAUAUAGACAUUAUUAUUAAAACUCCCAGCCUCCCAGUCUACACACAUUCACGUCUUAUUUUUUCCAUUGCUUCCCACUCUGCCUUGUGCAGCCAGUCUGGCUAAACCUGUACAAGAACACGCGAUCCAGACAGGCAGGUAUGACAGCUGCAGCCUGGGCAGGGGGCGGACACCUGUGGCUCACUGACAGUCCUCCACUUAAUUUGCAUUCACAACAAAAAACUUGAUUUUCUAAGCAUCAAACUCUUUACGUUUUGAAUUUUCACUGUUAGCGGAUGGUGGUCUGAUCGAUGAGGUCGAAACAACAACUCACAUUCUUUCAGGUGGAGACCAUGACUGAGAAACAUUCAGACAUAAUUAAGACAGUAUCUUAAUUGGGAGGGUUAUUUCAGGAAGACUAGUCUGGAAUUACUCAAGAUAUUAUCAUUGAACCUUAAGCUUUCCUCCAUGUGAUUGUGCCUCAGAUGGAGAAACAAGCCCUCUUGCUAUCAGCCUGUUGUCAUAAAAGCACAACUCAGGACAGAUAAUGAAAAAGAUAAUUUUGCGGCACCUGUGGAUCAGCAUUCAGAACAUAUCUCAUAUAUCUCAACAUUUAUCAGUGAUCAAACUUGCUAGAUGUAUAGUAUCAUUUGUAUAUUGUCUACUUUACUUUUUUUUUAUUUAUAUCCUUAUCUUUAUCUCUUGUUUCCAUUCAUGCUACAUUUCGUUUUCUACUUUGCACAGAGCAUCUGGAACAAAAACAAUUUCCCCCAGGGGUUUGAUAAAGUAUUCUGAUUGUGAUUCUGAUUCUGAUAGUUCUGUCUAUAUGCAAGGCCACUUCCUGUCUUGUCUGAUCCUGAUUGAUUGCAAAACAUCCCAUCAGCUGGCUGGAUGUGUUAUUGGCAGUCUGGUACGUGGGUGGAGUCGGGUGAGAGUGAUCUAUUUAGCUCCAAGCAUUUUUUUUCUCACACUCACCUGGAGAACCAAGAGACGACCGUCUGAAAACCUGCUGACAGUAUUAGUGUGGGAGCUUCUCUGUGGGUCUGACAAUGUCUUCUGAUAGUGCCUUGGAAGUGUAUAAGGAGAUGCUCCUGGUGUACCUGGAGGAGGGCCGGCGACAGGUCAACUCCCGCUGCGCGGAACUGGAGCCAUGGCAGAUCAUCGGAGCCACUUUCAUCACCACGCUGGGAGCAGUCUGGAUCAAAGGCUUCCUCUUCCAGCAUGAAAGUCUCAAGUCCCGAAUCAAGAAGCAGUGCUUUCGACUCAUCAGAAAAAUACCCUUUGUUGGGGGGAAGAUUCAGAGCCAGCUCAACAAGGCUUUGGAUGACAUGUCUGCCAGUCUCUGCACUCUGAAGGAGGGGAUGAGCUACACUAAACAGCUGCCCUCUAAAGGCCUCUCUCAGAGCCAAGUGCUGGAUAAAAUCAGAGAGUACGAGACUCUGAAUGAGGUGCAGUGGGAGAACGGAUGUGUUUCAGGUGCAGUCUACUGGGGCGAUGAAACACUGACCAAGCUUCUGGUGAAGGUAUAUGGAGAUUUUGCAUGGAGCAACCCGCUUCACCCGGACAUCUUCCCUGGUGUAAGAAAGAUGGAGGCAGAGGUUGUCAGAAUGUCUUGCACACUCUUCCAUGGUGGACCUAACUCUUGUGGCACAGUUACUUCAGGGGGAACUGAGAGCAUCCUGAUGGCCUGCAAGGCUUACAGAGACAUGGCGUAUGAACGAGGUGUCAAAUACCCCGAAAUUCUUGCUCCUGUAAGCGUCCAUGCAGCCUUUGACAAAGCAGCACAUUACUUUGGGAUGAAGCUCAUUCACAUUCCCCUGGACAAAAAAACUAUGAAAGUCGACGUGAAGGCAAUGAAGAGAGCCAUCACCAAGAACACCGCCAUGCUCGUGUGCUCAGCGCCUCAGUUUCCUCAUGGAAUCAUGGAUCCCGUUGAGGAAGUUUCAGAGCUGGCUCUACGUUACAACCUCCCGCUGCAUGUGGAUGCCUGUCUGGGAGGUUUUCUCAUUGUCUUCAUGGCCAAGGCUGGUUACAAACUCGCCCCGUUUGACUUCAGGUUAAAAGGUGUUACCAGCAUUUCUGCAGACACCCACAAGUACGGUUACGCCCCCAAAGGUUCUUCAGUGAUCCUCUACAGUGAUAAAAAGUACCGUCACUACCAGUACUUUGUAGCUCCAGACUGGCAGGGGGGAAUCUACGCCUCGCCCUCUGUUGCUGGCUCCAGGCCAGGAGGAAUCAUCGCUGCCUGCUGGGCCACUAUGAUGCACAUGGGAGAGAAUGGAUACAUCGACGCAACCAAGAAGAUCAUUAGCACAGCACGCAAAAUCAAAGCAGAAAUACGCAAGAUAAAAAGCGUGACUGUGUUUGGAGAUCCAGAGGUGUCGGUGGUGGCAAUAGGCUCAGAUGUUUUUGAUAUUUUCCGCCUGUCUAACGCACUGACGACAAAGGGCUGGAAUUUGAACACACUGCAGUACCCAUCCAGCAUCCACAUCUGUUGCACAGUUCUGCACACGCGGCCGGGUGUCGCUGACCGGUUCAUCCGUGAUGUCCAAGAACAGGUUGCCAUCAUCAUGAAGAACCCCAAAGAGAAGACCACAGGAAUGGGAGCGAUCUACGGCAUGGCCCAGUCCAUCCCAGACAGAUCCAUGGUGACGGAGAUCUCCCAAGGUUUCCUGGACUGUCUCUACAGCACUGAGGUGGCCAAGUCAAACAACAGCCACAUGAACGGUAACGGCAAAGCCCACUGAAGCAGGACUGGGCCAUCCCAGCCCGAACCUGUCGCACGCAGAGGAACACGCUUGCCUCCUCCCAGAGUUAAUCGCUCAAUGGUUGCCUUAUCUUGCAUACGUACAGCAUUUGGAAAAAAACAUCUGCAAAGAUCUUUGAAGCACAAGCCAUCGUCAUUUGAAUAAGCCCAGAGUGGUGUGAGAGAAGAAAUGACUGGUUCCAAACAUGUUUUAGUCUUUUAAUUUUUUGUUAUCAAUGUAGUGGAUGUGUGUAAGUUUGUGUGUGUUUUUUUUUUUGUUUGUCUGUUUAAAAAGUCCAUUUCAAUUUUAGCUUUCUUUAAAUGAAUACAUCUGUCAUAAUCUUUUUUGUCAUAACAUUUCAGCAUGCUUCACUCUGUGAUGAAUCAGCAGAAACACAGACCACUGAAAGCUUGUUAGAAGCGCUGUGCUGCCCUCUAGCAUGGCACGUGACGUACUGCUCUCGACCGGCUUUACAUGUGGAAGCCUGUCGAAGGUGUUAUCAUGUACUAGUUCUCUGGAAAACAGCAUUUAUACUGUAAAAGCACUGCAAAGCCCUGACAGGAGCAUAUCAGGUUAAUCUGUAAAUCACUUGAAACUGCAAUUCUGAUGUAGUGGUAGAAGUUUGUCUGUAAGCAUGAUCGUGCAUGUCCUUGUCAGCACUUGAUGACAUUCAUUUAGUUUUACGUCUGCAUUCGUGUUCCAUCGAAGUGUUUGGAUUAGUAGGCAGAGGGGAGAAUGAAUAGCAUUGUGGGAGAUUUUAUUUCCAUUAAUAUUCCAUUUAAUUAUCUUUAGAUUUAAAUUGGGAGAAGUUGCAACUUGGGCAUGAAUAUCUUGAAAGUGGCUUUCGGACUUAUGGUUAUUUUGUUGUUUGUUUUACAAAAAAGAAAAAGGGCUUCUUUUUUUCAUGCAGUAGCUGAAACACAUGAAAAAGUGUAACAUCCUUUAACAGACUGGACUGAAGACUGAAUUCCAACCCUGGUCUAUAACUUAAUAUUUCCUUUAAAGUCACCUGUGUACCACUUUGUUUUAAUAUUUUGUCUCCUAAUUCAAUCUACCUCAGUCUGUACUCAAUGCAAAUAUCAUUUAUUCAUCCAUUGAAACACAUUCUAACAGGGCAGCCAUUUCUGACAUUAUUAGCUUUACAUUGUUUAGGUAUUUGACUGUACUCGAAGUGUUAUUAGACACUGAAACUGAAAGAAAAUAGAGUCACUGUGAUGGAGGUUUUCCUUGGAAGGACUCAUUCCCUUCUCAGUCUGAUAAAUGGAUAUAUUCAGUUAAAUAUCCAUUCAGCAGGAUAUUUACACAUUAACUAACAGGUUGACAACUUAAUGACACAUAUUCUAACACCAAAAGGACCUUUUAUCAUUCUUUUCUUUCUUUCCUAACAUUGCUUGUUGAAAUUGUGUGUUUCCAUGAAAUUAUUUCCAUGUCUGUGCAAUACGUAACUUUUCCUUUUUAUGAAGUGAAAUGAAGGGGAAUUCUCUAUUACUGUUUAAGAGGUAAAUCAUUAGAAGCAUAGCAUGAUAGCAUCAGCCUUGUUAGAGUAAUUUAACCAAUUGUGUGACCACUGGGUGUUUUAUUAAUCACUCUAAUUUGUGAGUCUGUUUUGUGACUUGUGUUUUCAAGUUUAAAGAGAUUAGGUGUGAAUGUAUGUAGGGUCUUUCAUGUGCGGGGGAUUUUUUUUGUUGCAUCAAAGAAAGAGGAUGCAACACCCCCACAAACGAUCAUCAUCAUUUGUCCAUUCAUCCUUAAAUACGUUGCCCUACAGGGUGUGGGAGCCCAUGCAAAAAAAGCGACUUUGCCAAUAAUGAUCCAUCCCAUUUGUAAAAAUCGUGAUGAUUGAAUGACCCAAAAAAGUCUCCUUUGAUUUAAAAAUUAUCUGUCUUAUCCCUCUUUAGAUAUUAUCUGAAAGUGACUACACUCUUGCAGGUCUGCAGAGAAAAUUUAUCCUGGUCUGUGUUGUUGUAGGUUUGGUGACAUUAUGUAGCAAUAAUGAGCGUUCACCUCUGUGCCUUCAGAGGUUUGAACUCAUGAUGUCAUAGCAGAUUUUCCUCAGGGAAUUGGCUCCAUAACAGUGGCAUAAUUGAAGGUCCACUGGCCUUUCAGACAUACACAGGUUGGACGUUGACCUUCAAGUAUAAUGCAAUCAAAUGACAUCCUUACGUCAGUCUUAAAAUGUUUAAUUUUAGUACUGGAUUGCAUUAUCUUUCAUGUUUCCUUUAUGACUAUUAUCCACCACUACUGUACACUGUCAUCAUGCGAGGCUCUGAAUGUAAAAAGUUUAAAGAUUUUUGUUUAAUCUCUGUUCAUGUCAGACUGCAUCCUUGUUUAGCGAAUGUAUUUUAAGUUAGGAAGCACCUGCUGCUUCUUUUUUAGAAAAUGAUGCAUAGUAAACGCUGUUAACCCACUUAGAGCAGUUGACACAGUUGCACUCUUCGCUGACCACAGCAGAUGUCUAUGUUGUUGUGUUUUCAAUAAAAUGCAUUCAGUCUGA